Molecule: messenger RNA, 11388 nt
Organism: Liolophura sinensis
Lineage: Eukaryota; Metazoa; Mollusca; Polyplacophora; Chitonida; Chitonidae
Product: fibrillin-2-like
Exons: 78
Coding region: 142-11274 (3710 amino acids)
Molecular function (GO): calcium ion binding; protein binding
Source: RefSeq, a predicted model, not a curated record
GUUGUGACGUUUGAUAGAAAGAGGAUUGACUUUGCCUCUGGCUGUCUCUACACCUUGGUUAGAGAUUCCUGCUCUAACUUGGCAAAACUGGGGAAACCAGCAUUUGAAGUUCAGGCCAGAUUUUACCACAAGAAUGAUGCCAUGAAGGAACGCGGAGUUGCUGUGAUCAGAGAACUUUUUGUUACAAUUGGAGAUCAGACAGUUGGAUUCCUGCAGGAAGAAAAGGUUAUCCUAAAUGGCGUUGUUAUUGGACUACCAGCUGUUGUAGCUAAUGGGGUUCAGGUCUUCAGAUCUGGAAAAUAUGUGCGACUCAUCUCCAAGGAACACGGACUCAAAGUGUUAUUUGCAAGAGGGUCUAUGGUGAAAAUAAAGGUUCAAGAGAAGCACCAGGAGAAAGUGUGUGGUAUCUGCGGUAACUACAAUGGUAAACUGGAUGAUGACCUUGUCUCUGGGCCCCUCUGUGAUGCUCCAGGCAAAUCUACCCAGAAUAUGAACACACUGACCACAUCCUGGAUGGUGGAAGAGCCAGAGAAUGCUGAGUGUGAGAAGCUUUGUGACAUCGCUCUGGAAGAUCCUUGCACCACAGACAUAGACCAGACUGAGGCAGAGGGACUCUGCCAGGACAUGAUCAAUGUUCAAUUAGUCAACAAAUAUGAGAAAUUCCAGGAGUGCAUUACAUUAAUGAAGUCAACAGGUGUAGAUAUUAUAGCAGAUUACCUGGAAUCAUGUUCAUUUGACACUUGUGCCACCUUACCUGAAGUUGAGGCAACACUUUGUGAGUUGGCUCAAGGCCUGACCACCGACUGCCUGGAGGGUGCCGGGAUCAAUAUAGACAUCAGUCGCUGGAGAAUGGAAAACGGAUGCGUUGAGAAAUGUGGUGAGAAUAUGGUGUACAAGAGUUGUGGUUCAGCUUGCCCAGAGACCUGCUCCUCUCCACUUGACAAACAAUUCUGUACACUACAAUGUGUACAAGGCUGCUUCUGUGCUGAAGGCUUUGUGCUGGAUAAUGACAAGUGUGUCAAGAAGAAGGACUGUGGCUGUGUCAUGGAUAACAAGUACUACAGUAUUGGAGAAAGUGUUGUAAAGGAUGGCUGUAGUGAGAAGUGUGAGUGUAAGAGGAAUGGGAAGAUGGACUGUAAGCCACUAAAAUGUGAUGCUAACGCUGUCUGUGCCAUACAGGACUUUGUCAAUGGCUGUUUCUGUAAGGAAGGAUUCGAUGGGGAUGGCAUUCACUGUAAUGAUAUCAACGAAUGCACAGAAGACCCGGUCCCUUGUGAUCCAAAUGCCAAGUGUAAGAACACAGAUGGUAGUUUCACCUGCACAUGUAAAACUGGCUUCUCCGGCAAUGGAAAGACUUGUGUUGAUGACAACGAGUGUUUGAAAGGGGUAGACAACUGUGAUGAGAAUGCUGAGUGCAAGAAUACAGAGGGAUCCUUCAAGUGUGUCUGCAAGGAGGGCUUCAAGAUGAACGAUGAUAAGAUUUGUGAAGACAUUAAUGAAUGUGAAUCAGGGCGAAAUGAUUGCGACAAGAAGUCAACUAAAUGUGAAAAUACCCCAGGUGGAUUCAACUGCAACUGUCUGGAUGGUUUUGUCGCCAUUGGUCGUCGUGAAUGUGAAGAUGUUGAUGAGUGUAAGGAAGGCCAACAUAACUGUGACAAGAAUGCUGAUUGUGGAAAUCGUAUCGGUGGGUACAGCUGUACCUGUAAGCAAGGCUAUGAGGGAGAUGGACGUACUUGUAAAGAUGUGAAUGAGUGUGAGAAAUAUGCCAGACCUUGUGAACAGAAUGAGGACUGUGAGAACAUUGAGGGCUCUUACACCUGUGAUUGCAAGGAAGGCUUUGCUAUGGUCGAUGAGGAAUGUAAAGAUGUUGACGAAUGCGCAGAUGCUAAACUUAAUGAUUGUAAAGCUGAAAACAGUGAGUGUAGAAAUACCAUUGCCUCAUAUGAGUGCGGUUGUGCAGCUGGCUACGAAGGUGAUGGAAAGACAAAGUGUGAAGAUAUCAAUGAUUGUAUCCAGCCUGGUCCACCUGUCUGUGGGACCAACUCCAAAUGCACAAACACUGCCGGUUAUGGCAAUUCCUUCACUUGUGAAUGUGAGAAAGGCUACACCAGCCCAGCACAAGAUAACAGGAACUGUGUGGAUAAGAAUGAGUGCACGGAUGGGUCUCACGACUGUCACAAAGAUGCCGUUUGUGCAAACACUGAGGCGUCAUUUUCUUGUACUUGCCAGAAUGGAUUUGAAGGAGAUGGAAAAACCUGCACAGACAUAAAUGAGUGCACUGUGACACCAGAUAUCUGUGGGCCUAAUAGCAAGUGUACCAACACCCAUGGCUCAUUUGACUGUGCUUGUGUGAAAGGGUAUGAGUUAAAAGGGGAGUAUUGUACGAAUAUUGACGAAUGUGCUCGUCCUGAACUCAACGACUGCGAUGCUCUGGCCUUCUGUACUGAUCUGGAAGCCACCUUCCAAUGUCAGUGUCACCCAGGGUAUACCGGAUCUGGCAAAGAAGGAGACUGUUCACCUGUGAAUGAGUGUGAGCUGAAGUUAGACAGUUGCACCAAGAGACAGACUUGUUCAGAUUUGGACCCUGGAUUUGAGUGUUUGUGCAAAGAUGGUUUUGAGCAAUUUGGAUCUGACUGUCAAGAUGUUGAUGAAUGUGCCAAUGAAGAUGAUGACUGUAGUGAAUUUGCCAAUUGUGAAAACACAGAGCCUGGAUUCAAGUGCUCCUGUAUGACAGGUUUUGAAGGAGAUGGUAAAGAGUGUAAAGAUAUAAACGAGUGUGACAAAACCUGUAAGGACCAAGGUCAGAAGUGUACCAACAUGGUUGGAGGUUACACCUGUGAGUGUGAAGAAGGGUACGAGCCGAUGCCGGACGGAAGCUGCAAGGAUGUGGACGAGUGUGCUGAUGAACCAGGACCCUGCUCGGACAAUAUGAAGUGUGAAAACACACCUGGUUCCUAUGAGUGCUCCUGUGUGGAAGGCUUUGAAAUGGCUGAUGGCAACAAGCAGGAAUGUAAAGAUGAGAAUGAAUGUGAAAGAGAAGAGGGCAGCCCAUGUGCUGCGGACCAGAUCUGUGAGAACCUCAAGGGAGGAUACUCGUGUAAAUGUACUUUGGGAUUUGAGAUGGCAUCUGGAAAAUGCAAAGAUAUUAAUGAGUGUUCCAAUCCACAUACCUGCAAUGGAAAUGCCUUGUGCAGCAACAAUGAUGGGUCGUUUGAAUGCACAUGUAAGAAGGGAUUCACUGGAGAUGGUUUUACUUGUGAUGAUAUUAAUGAGUGCACAGAUGGAACUGCAGAUUGCAGUCCGAAUGGAGUCUGCAAAAACUCACCUGGUACAUAUGAGUGCAACACCUGUAAAGCUGGCUUUAAAGGAAAUGGCAAGGAAUGUGAAGACAUCAAUGAAUGCCAAGAAAACAAUGGUGGCUGUGACAAGAACGCCCAGUGUGAUAACUUCGAAGGAGGUUUUGAAUGCACUUGUUUAACAGGAUUUGCUGGUGAUGGUCAAACAUGCAAUGAUGUUGAUGAAUGUGACGAAAACACAUUUGAUUGCCCUCCAUACAGUGACUGCCAGAACAAGCAAGCGGGAUAUGAAUGUAUCUGUAAAACUGGCUACAAGAUGGAAUAUGAAGAGUGUCGCGAUAUUAAUGAAUGUGCUCAAGAAAACUCUCCCUGUGGCAGAAAUGCUCUGUGUGCAGACACAGAGGGCUCCUAUGAAUGCUACUGUGACGAGCCCUAUGAAAUGCAUACAGAUGGCAAAACAUGUCUGGCUCCUAAUGACUGCACAUAUGACCCCGACAGAUGUGGUGAAUAUGAGGUGUGCGUGAAGCAAGACGAAGGGGCUUUGUGUCAGUGUGAGCUGGGCAUGAGGAUGACAGUGACAGGAUGUGAAGAUGUUGACGAAUGUAUGGAAAACAAGCGCCUUUGUGCUAUGGGGAAGGAGUGCGUGAACACAGUGGGCAGUUUCGAGUGUCGGUGCAUUGAAGGAUAUGAAAUGAAAGAAGGUGGUCAAUGUGUGGAUGUUGAUGAGUGUCAGACUGGAGCUCACCUGUGUGAUGACAGUGCUAAAUGCAAGAACACAGAUGGCGAUUAUGAAUGUACCUGUGAGAAAGGCUUUGAGAUGUACGAGGACAUGAUGGGCAUCAAGUCUUGUCUGGACAUUCUGGAGUGUGACAUAGGCCAGCAUGAUUGUGAUGUCAAUGCUGACUGUGAAGACGUGCCAGGGUCGUACACUUGUGUCUGUAGAAAGGGUUUUACAGGCGAUGGAAAAUCAUGCAAAGACAUAGACGAGUGUGCUGGACCUAAUGGCUGCAGUGACAAUGCUGUCUGUGUUGACGGUGUUGGCACAUACUCCUGUGAGUGUGUGAAAGGUUACAUUGGAGAUGGAUUCACUUGCAGUGACAUUGACGAGUGUAUUAAUGGUGAUGAUGACUGCGCUGAGAAUGCAGAGUGUGUCAACACGGAGGGUGGAUUCAUCUGUCAGUGUAAGGGAGGCUACUCCGGCCACUGCGAUGCAUGUGAAGAUGUUGAUGAGUGUGCCGCAGGCCUGGCUGAAUGUGAUGAGAAUGCUGAGUGUUUUAACCUGGACGGAACCUAUACCUGUGGCUGUCCACCAGGAUUCCAGAUGGUCUUCAAGUUCUGCAUAGAUGUGAAUGAGUGCAUUCUGGGUAUUGAUGAUUGUGGCCGCAAUGGGGACUGUAAAAACACAAAUGGCUCCUUCGAGUGUAUCUGUCACCUUGGCUAUGAAAAAGAUAAGAAUGGAUUCUGUUCUGAUGUCAACGAGUGUGCCAGUAAUGGUCAAAUCUGUGAUGAAAAUGCUGGCUGUUUUAACACUGAGGGAUCAUACGCUUGUAUCUGUAAUGUUGGAUUCAAGGGAGAUGGGGAAACUUGUGAAGAAAUUCAUCCAUCUAACUGUGGGGGUCAGGUCUGCCACUCAACAGCCAGUUGUAAGAAUAACAUGUGUAUUUGUCCCCCUGGUGCCAGAGGUAAUCCCAUUUUUGGAACAGAGGGGUGUACAGAUAUUGAUGAGUGUGCAGAGAAGACCAACGAUUGUGACCCGAAUGCCAGCUGCAAGAACAUUGCUGGGUCCUACACCUGUUUCUGUAACUCUGGAUUUGUUGGAGAUGGCUUCACAUGUGAAGAUGCCCGUCCCCAGGCCUGUGACUCUCCUACAGCUUGUGGUGAAAAUGCGGAGUGCAUAGAUGAUGGAGAGGGCAAGUAUCACUGUGAAUGUCCAGAGGGAUUUGAAAGUGUCAGCGAUUACGAAUGUAUAGAUAUAGACGAGUGCGCUGAACCACUGUACUGUGACUUUGACCAAGUGUGCUACAACACCCCAGGCUCCUUCCAGUGUAUCUGUGAAGAAGGCUACAGAUAUGACACUGACAGCGACUACUGCGAAGACAUUGAUGAAUGUGAAGAGGGCACCCAUGACUGCGACGAGAAAUCAGAUGGUUCAGGCAAUAGUUUUUGUUCCAACUAUGAUGGUGGCUAUGAUUGUUAUUGUAAGCCAGGCUUUGAGGGAGAUGGCCGGAUAUGUGUAGAGUCAAGUGAGAAGGGGUGUAAGAAACAGUGUGGAGCAGGCCAGUACUGUGAAAAGGUUGGCAGUGAAGAGAAAUGUCUUUGCCAGACUGGAUUUGAAGCCAAGGGGGACGACUCCUGUGUUGCAAUCAACCGCUGUCCAGAUUUAUGUGACCAAAACGCAGUUUGUGGUUAUGACCCGGCAGUUGGCUCUGAAUGUACGUGUAAUGAUGGAUACCGUGGUAACGGACGCUAUUGUGAAAAUGUGAACGAGUGUGCUGCAGAAAUGAGUGAGUGUAGUGAGGACGCCCGUUGUGAGGACACGGUUGGUUCCUACAAAUGUAUCUGUCCACCUGGGUACUCUGGUGAUGGAUUCACCUGUCAAUUUGGAACUUCAGAUGACGACAACUGUGGGUGUGGUGAAAAGGGUGUUUGUGUGGACAAGGCGAACAGAAUCUGUGAAUGUGAUGUGGGCUUUGAGUUUGUUAGUUGUAAAACAGAGGAUCGAUGUUCAGAUGUUGAUGAGUGUGCUCGUAAUGGAGCCUGUCAUCCUCUGGCACAGUGCAAAAACUCUGUUGGCUCUUACACCUGUAAAUGUAACCCAGGCACUGAAGGAGAUGGAUACAACUUCUGCAAUGUUGAGGAGUGUGCUUCUAACCCCUGUAGCCCAGAUGCCACGUGUACAAACAUACCUGGAGGUCAUACCUGUAACUGUAAUGAAGGCUUUACUGGAGACGGCUACAACUGUGAGAUAGAGGGCUCACCUUGUAAUGAUGACAAUGGUCGGUGUGGAAGUAAUGCUAUGUGCACCACUGACAGUGAACUCAGUGUGGUGUGCAAGUGUCGCUCAGGGUUUGAAGGAGAUGGUGUUGGCUGCUCAGAUGUGAAUGAAUGCGAGAGCGGCACACACGACUGUUCUAUAGAUGCCACAUGUACUAACUACGAGGGAGGCUUUACCUGUUCCUGUAACAAAGGAUUCUUUGGAGAUGGAAAGACCUGCACCAACAUCAAUGAAUGUGAACUGGGUAUUGAUGACUGUUCCGAUUUUGCAAACUGCCAAGACCUGGUUGGAGGCUUCAUGUGUGAAUGUAUGGAAGGCUUUGCAGGCGAUGGGAAGACAUGUGGCAGGGACUCUGGCUGUUUGACUGAGAACAUCUGUGACGUCAACGCUGAGUGCCUUCUUCUUGACAACACCUACAAGUGUACCUGUAACUUUGGUUACCGUGGAGACGGGAAGAUCUGUACAAAUGUUAAUGCUGGUGAAUGUAAAGAGAUUGAUGGAGAAGAAGUCUGUGAAUGUUCCAAAGGCUAUGCAGGAGUUGAAGGCCUAUGUAAAGAUGUGGAUGAAUGUGCUGAGCGUUCCCUGAACAACUGUGAGGAAGGAUCUGAAUGCAGGAAUUAUGACGGAGGUUAUGAGUGUGUCUGUGAUGAUGGUCAUCCCGCCAAAAACGGUGUCUGUGGUGACAUUAUGGAACAAGACAUUGAUGAGUGUGCUGACUUCUCCAUGAACAACUGCCACAGAUAUGCCACAUGUCACAACGCACAACCAGGAUAUUUCUGCAAGUGUAAUGAGGGGUAUGAGGGAGAUGGUAUUGACUGUACAGACAUCAAUGAAUGUGAGAUGGGAACAGCUAACUGUGGCCUAAACAGCCAGUGUUUUAACUUUGUGGGAUCUUACGCCUGUGGCUGCCUCGGUGGUUUUGACUGGGACGGCACAGCCUGUGUGGAUAUAGAUGAGUGCGGAGAGGGCUACGACAAUGACUGCAGUGACUACGCAGACUGUGAGAACAACGAGGGCAGUUACACCUGUGCCUGCUCUGCUGGAUACAAGGGCAAUGGAAAACUCUGCUUACAGGUGAAUCCAUGUGAUGAGCCAGGUGUAUGUAACCCCAAUGCUGUCUGUACCAAUGAGGAGAACACUGCUGUGUGCACCUGUAGACCCGGAUUUGAGGGAAAUGGCAAGAACUGCAACAGAGUGAAUGCCUGUGAAACUGGAACUCACAACUGUCAUCCUAAUGCUAAAUGUGAGAAUAACAAGGAUGGUUUCACCUGUACAUGUAAGAAGGGGUUUAAUGGGGAUGGAAUCCUCAAAUGUGAUGAUAUCAAUGAGUGUGACCCGAACACACCAAAUGGUGGAGGCCAUCAGUGUGACCCAUCCAACAGCGACUGUCUCAACAUAGGUGGCGACUAUGAGUGUGUCUGCAGAUUUGGUUUUGCCAAAGACGGAAAAUACGGAUGCAAAGGCUAUGAUGUGUGUGCAAAGGAUGAAGAUGACUGUAGUGACAACGCCGACUGUAAAAGUGUGCCUGGAGGAUUUAUCUGUAAAUGUAAAGAUGGUUUUGAUGGCGAUGGAAAGGUCUGCACAGAUAAGGAUGAGUGUGCUGAUAAAACCUACAACUGUCCUCCUCUACAUGAAUGUGUGAACAGAGACGGAGGGUACAUAUGUGAGUGUAAAGAAGGUUACAAGAAGGAAGGAGAUACUUGUGUCGACAUUGAUGAAUGCAAAACGGGUGCCCAUAACUGUGGUGACCAUGCGAAAUGUACAAACACAAAAGGGGCCUAUGUAUGUGUUUGUGAGAAUGGAUAUACAGCCACACCUUCAGGCUGUGUGGAUGCUGAUGAGUGUGGAACAGGCACAGAUGACUGCCAUGAGAAUGCCAAAUGCCAAAACACCAUUGGGUCUUUCACUUGCACAUGCAACGAUGGCUUCAAGAAAGAUGGAAACUUGUGUAUUGAAAUUGACCAGUGCGCUGAGAAGUCUGUAAAAUGUGGUGAGAAUGCCAUGUGUGUGCCGACUGGAGCCAAACCUCACUGUCAGUGUCGAGUUGGUUUUGAAGGCAACCCUGAUAAAGGCUGUACAGAUAUUGAUGAAUGUUCAGGAAGUAACGAAUGCAGCCCCAGGGCUGACUGUAAAAAUGAACCCGCUAGCUACUCCUGUGAAUGCAAGAAAGGCUACAGAGGAAAUGGCAAAGUCUGUGAUGAUAUUGAUGAAUGUUUUGAGGGUAAAGAUGAUUGCCACGAAUCUGCUGACUGUACCAACACUGGGGGAAGCUUUACUUGUUCUUGUAAACCUGGCUACAAGGGCGAGGGGAAAGCCUGUACACAGGUGAAUGAAUGUACAACAAAUGCUGACAUCUGCAGGGCUAAUGAGAAGUGUGAGGACACAGAAGGCUCCUAUCUGUGUCUGUGUGUGGAAGGCUUCAGGAAAAACUCAGCUGGCUUCUGUCAAGACAUUGAUGAAUGUGCCGAAGGCCUGGCCACCUGUCAUAAGUAUGCAGGAGAGUGUCUAGAUAAAGAUGGAGGCUAUGAUUGUAGGUGUAAAUCAGGAUUUGAGGGAGAUGGACGCAAGUGUACAGAUAUCAACGAAUGUGAGAAGGGGACCAGUGGGUGUCAUGAAAAUGCUACCUGCACAAACAUUGAGGGAGGCUCUACCUGUAGCUGUAAGGCUGGUUUUGAGGGCAAUGGAUAUUCCUGUAUAGAUGUGGAUGAAUGCACCCGGGGUGAACCAUGUGGAGACAGUGCCAUAUGUGGAAAUACCAUUGGUUCCUUUGCCUGUAACUGUCUGCCGGGCUUCAGAAAACGGGACGAUGGGAAAUGUGAAGACGUCAAUGAGUGUGUAGAAACACCAACAGUUUGCCCCAAGAAAGCUGUAUGUUCCAAUUCCAGAGGAGGUCAUCAGUGUGUUUGUCCAAAGGGAUAUGAAUCGGUCAGAGAUGGAAAAGAAUGUAAAAAGGUCAACCCAUGCCUUGUGAACAACUGUAGCCCUGAUGCUGACUGUAUUGAGGAGGAGCUGACCUUCUCCUGUAAAUGCCGGGACGGAUAUGAAGGCGAUGGUGUUCAUUGUAAAGACAAAGAUGAGUGUGCUGCAGCCGAGAAAGCAGAGACGGAUAUUUGUCAUGGGGACAAGUGUGUGAACACAAAAGGAGCCUAUGAAUGCGUUUGCCAUGAUGGCUUUGAACUCAAAGGCGGAGUGUGUACCAACAUCGAUGAAUGUUCGUUGAAGCCGACCCACUCUGCAGCUGCGCGAUGUACCCAGUCAGAAUCCUGUGUGGAUACCAGUGGCUCUUACAAGUGUGAGUGUAAAGCCGGCUACCAGAGGGAAGGGGACAGCUGUGUGAACAUUAACGAGUGUGAAGACGGUAACCGCUGUCACCCCAAUGCAAUCUGUACGGACAGUGUGGGCUCCUUUGGCUGUGACUGCAAGGAUGGUUAUGCUGGCAAUGGCUUCAGCUGUGUGGACAUUGAUGAAUGCAAUGUCAACCCCAAAAUAUGUGGAGAUCCAAAGUUUGCCAAGUGUAGAAAUAUUGGUGGCUCUUAUGUUUGUAUCUGUGGUGAGGGCUAUGAAGAAAAAGAUGGCGCUUGUCGGGAUGUGGACGAAUGUGCAUCACACCUUGCCGACUGUGGCAGUCUGGGUCACUGUCUUAACAUUGACGGUGGACACCUGUGUGAAUGUCCUGAAGGCUAUGAGUUUGUCAAGGAUGAUUGCAGAAACAUAGACGAGUGUGCUUUUGGAACAGACAACUGUGAUGUCAAUGCCCAAUGUAAAGAUACGGAGGGAUCAUUUGAAUGCACCUGUUUGCCUGGUUUCCAUGGAGAUGGGUUAACAUGUGCACAAACUUGUGGUAAAACUACCUGUCCACGAGGAAUGGUGUGUGCUGUUCAUGGUGGCAAACCCACCUGUCAGUGCAAGUGUGAAGGAAAGCGCUGCAAGCGACACGGCAAAGUCUGUGGCACCAACGGGGUGGAUUACCAGUCUGAGAAGGACCUGGUCAUCGCUGCCUGUAACAUGGGACAGGACAUCCAAGUGGACUACAGAGGGAGCUGCAAACGAACCUGUGAUGAUGCGAGGUGCCCACGUCACAAAGAGUGUACACUGAACAAAGCUGGCAAGCCCAACUGUAGAUGUAAAGCCUGUACCAAGGAGGAAGAGGAGUCAGGAGAGGUAUGUACUGACAAGUACCAGCAAUUCUACAGCAUCUGCCACUUCAAACAGUACCAGUGUAAUGAGAGCCCAGAUGAUGACCAGGUUAUCACCUCACUUGGACAAUGCCCAGAUAAAGUCGACUGUGUUGUGGCAGAGUGGGGCCCAUGGCAACCUUGUAGUGUUACCUGUGGUAAUGGUGUGAUCAAGAGAACAAGGGAGAUAAUUCAGGACAAGAUAGGAGAGGGUGAGGCCUGCCCUGUAUUGGAAGAGUCUGGUAACUGUUAUGAGGCUCCCUGCAAAGGAAGUCCAUGUGCCUCCAAGGAGUGCCAGGGACCAGGAGAGGUGUGUGUGACGAGAGGAAAGGAGGCUGUGUGUGAAUGUCCUGACUGUAAAGGACUCGGGGAACAGCCAGUCUGUGGAAUGUACAGUAAUGGGACAAAGACUGUGAAGAACAAGUGUAGCUUAGACAGAGACGCCUGCCUUCUCAAACAGACCGUCUACAUGCUGUACCCUAACAAAUGUGGAGUUGACACACCAAAUCAACCUCUGGAGUGUGGGAUUAUGCCUCACUUUGGCCAUGUGAAAACUAAGGAGGGCUGUGUGACAACCCAACGCCAAGCCAUCAAUAAGUGCUCAGGUGGAUGCGGCAGUGUCACUGGCCAGUGUUGUCACCCGUCCAAACUCCGAAAUGUUUUUGCCGAGGUGAAGUGCCAAGAUAACAAGGUCAAACGAGAACAGAUUCCCCUGAUCAAGGAGUGUGAGUGUGUAUCAGCUGACAAGGUGAAGACCUCGGGAAACAUUGAAGUCGAUGGAUUUCAGUUUAUCUAUAAUACACAAUAAGAAAGACCUGACCUAUUACCUCUCCCAAAUGCACAAAAUAUAAAUAUUUAUGUAAAAUAACUAACCUUAUAAACCAGCUGUGAAGGAUUUCCAUAACAAUAAAUCUGCAUAUGG